UGGUGCUGCGGGGCUGAGGAGGAACAAAGAGGCAGAUGCAAAACAUAACAUGAGUAUUCCAAGAAAUGUGAAUGGUGACUUUAUGUGCUAUACAAAAAUCGUACUCGCAAAUAAUGCUGCAUUUAGUAUUGGGGGAGCUAAAAUUAAAUUGUAAUUCUAAGGCUACAAAUACUUGCUUCAUUCUGGUUGCCAGAAUGCUAAAGGCAUCACUAGAACAAGGGCGAUUUGUUUCUUCCUCCUCUGCUUUUGCUUCAGCUCAAAGGAGAAAAUAAUUUUAAAGAUACAGUUGCCUCCUUUUGAGGCACAAAUUCCUAGAGCAGCUCCUCCAGACUUGGAGAGCAUGAUUCAAAACUUUUUGAGGCUGUUGUGUACAGAGAAGGUAUUGGUAUUACAUGAAAAGUACAGGGUAUGAUCUGCGAUGUAAUCCAUCUUUUGUCUACAGACUGAGUUUUCAUGGAAGGUUCAAAGCACAUGUAAAUUGAUGUGCAAACGCCAAACCCUUUGUGUUAUGUCUCAUGGUACGGUAGCAGGUUUGGGAAACCCCUGUUGUGAUUCAUUUAAGAUGAAAUUACAUGAUUCUCCACAAAAUAGAAUUGCUGUUGGGGUAACUGGCUAGAUAUGACCGAGGUGUACAAAUUAUGAGUUUGGAUUGGAUAGUAUUACUGAAGAAGUCUGCAAUUUUUGAUGGAUCUUUCGUGUUCCUGGUUCACAAUGAAUUUCAAAAGCAGUUGGAUUCCUCCCAGAAGGCACCUCAAGUCUCCAAAUCCCGGGGGUCGUCAGGAAGCCUCUGGAGGCUUCUUAGCACAUGUUUGCUAAGAAGGAGCAUGAGCAUGGGGAUCAGUUGGUGGAACCUCUUCAUCUUGGAUCUGUCAAUCCAGACCGGUCUGGACAGCAGUUUGGUUGAUGGACCCAAAACAGGCCACAUGGAAAAAGAGCCAUUUAGUCAUGCCGAAGAAGGAAGGUUAAGAGAUGCCCUCCCAGCUGGCCUGGCCAAUGGCGGAGGGAAAGCAGUGGCUGGAGGAAGGGACGUGCUGAUGGAUCCCGGCAAGUGGCUCGGCAGCCCGCGGGCCGAGCAGGAGGCCACCUGGGAGAGCACACCAGCCAUCCUGGCUCAGGGAGACUCUUCCAGCAAUGCCAAUUGGGAGGAUGCUCAGAACCUGGUGGCUUUCUCAGCAGCAGCAGAGGCCGCCAUGUCUUCUCAUGGGUUGGCACCUCUCCUAUCCCCUUCUGCGUUAAGCAUGCAGCUGUAUGAAAAGUUUAAUGCCGAGAUGAAUAGUGCAACGGAGGAGGGCUUGGCAGUGCCUCCUCCCAACAGCUGUCCUGGAAUUGAGGAUCUGAAUGCCCUCAAAGCUGCGCUUACUUUGGCCAAGCAAGGCAUGAAACCACCCAACUGCAACUGUGAUGGUCCCGAGUGCCCAGACUACUUGGAAUGGCUAGAGAAGAAGAUCCAAUCGGCCACCGGAGAAGAGGAGAGCUGCGUUGCCCAGCCCUUCAGCCAGGUUCACCAGCCCCCCUUGGGCAGGGGUGCUGAUGCCAAGCAGGGGCCGGCUGCAGGCGAGCAAGUGACUCUGUGCCCCCUGGAAGCCCUCCCCCUUUCUCAGAGCGCACUGAACAUUGCAAAAGAGAAGAACAUUAGUCUCCAGACGGCCAUUGCAAUUGAAGCCCUCACGCAGCUCUCCACUGUUCUUCCAGAGCCGGCCACACAGGCUCUGCCCCCUCCUGGGAGCCCCAUGGCCUUUGGCUCCAAAGAGCAGCCUCCCCUCCUCUCAGCGCACAACCCCAGCAUGGUGCUAUCUGUGUCGAGUGCUGGAAUGUGCCAGAGCCACCCCUCCAGAUCUGAUGUGAGCCACCACUUGCUCCCAACUCCAGUGGCAUCUGCAUCCUCCUCCUGGCCACAGGGAGUGAAAUGUGCUCAGGAUAAAGCCCCCUAUUGCCUUGACCACAGCAAUGGCCACCUAGAAUCUGAUGGCCUGUUUCCUACCUGCAACUCUACCCCCUUGAAGGCAGAUUUCACCAAGCAACAGAGGGAAGAGGCUAAGCCCAAAGCCAGAGGGUGGGACCUGCACACCAGCACUUCCCCAUCCUCCCUGGUCAGUGACACCAUGGCGGAGCUGGAGCAGCUGCUGAACAGUUCCAACGGCUGCAUCAGAUCUGUCUUCAAGCAGCCGGGAGGAAUCCCAGGCAAAGCAAGAGUGGCCAAAUCAAAGCAGGAGCCCCUCAUCCACAAGGAUGAAAAUGCCCACCCUGACUGUCACAACUCUCCCUCUUCCAGCCCACAGUUGUCCCAACUCUUGCAGGAGAGCAGUUUCCACAAGAAAGCCCAGAAGGCCCUGCAGCACCACCUUCAUCACAAGCGCAGCCUCUUCCUUGACCAGAAUGGACCUCCUGGAGGGGCGCAGGAGCUGCCACCCCACUGGUGGGCUCCCAGUGCUCAAGCUCAGCCGCCUCCAAAGCAGCUGGAGAAGCCAGCCAAGGAGAGGAAGAAGAAGCCUGAAAAGAGGGGCCCCAUGAAACCGUUCCGCAAGCAAAUCCAAAUCAAGAAGUCCAGGCAGAAGGAUUCUCAGCCCCGCUUCUUGCCCGUGAGGCAGAUCAGCUUGGAGAGGUGUCGUGCAGCUGCUGCUCUCCAGAGCCCGAGCAAAGAGGUUCAACCCGAACAGCUGCUCUCUUCUACUCCUACCAAGUUUUUGUCUCCCACUUUACUGGCCACCAGCCUUGCAGAGAAGUCUCCAUUGCAGAAGCUACUUGAAAAUCGAAGCCCAGCUUCCAACACUCAGGAAACCCACCAUCCUGGCCAGGAGGAGACCCAGCGUUACUUCCCAGAGAAUUCUGUCUGCGAGGUUGUGCCCCUAACCAGCAACCCUGUGCUGGGCUCUGCUCCCUGCUCCUCUGCUGUGGCUUGCAGCAAUGGGCACGAGGAAGCCUUCCACAGGACAACCAACUCAACAGCCCAUCCAUUCUUCACCCAGAAUCCUACUGCCGUGGAUGACAAGCUGGAGGAAUUUAUCAAAGAAUUUGAGACUGAGUUUGGUGAAAAUUUCACCUUUCAGAAUCCAACUCUUCCAGCCCCGCUGCUUCUCAGUGAGGGGCCUCUGCCGACCCAGCCCCCUUCCCCCCUGCUCCCCCUCUCUUCUCUGAGCCAGUCUCCAGAGCCACCAGGCGGUUUGGAUGUUGCUGUCCAGCCUUCAGCCCAGGAGGGUGCAGGACCUUUGGCAGACACUCCCAAUACGGGUCUCAAAGCCCCCCUCCUACCAGGGGCCAGUCAGUCCUUGGGAAACCCCCUGGCCGCUCAGUCCCCGAAACACAUAAAAAUAGAAUCCUCUGGUGCUAUCACAGUGGUCUCCACCACGUGCUUUUACUCUGACGAAAACCAAAACCCAGACCCAGCAGCCCUGGAAGGAACCCCAACCAAGAAUCAGGAGCCGUUUAUGCCAUCUCUCAGUGGGUUUUUGGAAUCUCCCUUGAAAUACUUGGACACCCCGACCAAAAGUUUGCUCGACACCCCUGCCAAGCGAGCUCAAGCCGAGUUCCCAACUUGUGACUGUGUGGAACAAAUAGUUGAAAAAGAUGAGGGCCCAUAUUACACUCAUCUGGGAUCUGGACCAACUGUGGCAUCCAUUAGGGAACUUAUGGAGGAACGGUAUGGUGAGAAGGGGGAAGCCAUCCGAAUUGAAAAGGUGAUCUAUACCGGGAAGGAAGGAAAGAGUUCUCGCGGCUGCCCUAUCGCAAAAUGGGUCAUCAGGAGGCACAACGUGGAGGAGAAACUGCUGUGCCUGGUGAGACAUCGUGCAGGCCAUCACUGCCAGAAUGCUGUCAUUAUCAUCUUGAUCUUGGCUUGGGAGGGAAUCCCUCGGUCCCUGGGGGACACUCUCUACCAGGAGCUCACUGACACACUCACAAAAUUUGGAAACCCUACCACUCGGCGAUGUGGGCUGAAUGAUGACCGAACCUGUGCAUGUCAAGGCAAGGAUCCCAACACCUGUGGUGCUUCCUUCUCCUUUGGCUGCUCUUGGAGCAUGUAUUUCAACGGGUGCAAAUAUGCACGGAGCAAAACACCCAGGAAAUUCAGAUUACAGGGAGACAAUCCCAAGGAGGAAGAAGUUCUCAGAAGAAGCUUCCAGGAUUUAGCUACAGAGGUUGCACCACUUUAUAAGAGACUAGCACCCCAGGCUCAUCAAAACCAGGUUGCAAAUGAGGAUGUAGCAAUAGAUUGCCGGCUUGGGCUGGAAGAGGGGCGGCCUUUUUCUGGAGUGACAGCAUGCAUGGAUUUCUGUGCUCACGCACACAAGGACCAGCACAACCUUUACAACGGGUGCACGGUGGUGUGCACCUUGACAAAAGAAGACAAUCGCACCCCUGGGAAAAUUCCUGAGGAUGAGCAACUGCAUGUUCUUCCCUUGUACAAAAUGUCCACCACAGAUGAGUUUGGCAGUGAGGAGAAUCAAGCUGCAAAAAUGGGCAGUGGGGCCAUCCAGGUCCUCACUGCCUUCCCCAGAGAGGUGAGAAAGCUUCCUGAACCAGCAAAGUCUUGCAGGCAGAGGCAGCUGGAAGCACGGAAAGCAGCUGCUGAAAAAAAGAAAAUGCAGAAAGAGAAACUGAUUUCACCUGAAAAAAUCAAGCAGGACAUCCUUGAGCUCCCAACAUUCCAACAGAAUACAGAUACAGCUUUGAAAAGUGGAUUACCCCAGCCAUCCAUCAAAUCUUCCAUCAAGGUGGAACCUCAGAGUCACUAUAACACAUUGAAGUACAAUGGGAAUGCAGUGGUGGAGAGCUACUCGGUGCUUGGCAAUUGCAGACCCUCUGACCCAUACAGCAUGAACAGUGUUUACUCUUAUCAUUCAUACUAUGCACAACCUAAUCUGCCUUCCAUGAAUGGGCUGCAUUCAAAGUUCUCCCUUCCAUCUUUCGGGUAUUACGGAUUUUCCAGCAACCAUAUGUUCCACUCCCAAUUUUUGAAUUACAGUGAGAACAAGAAUGCACCCUGGAUAAGCAGCCCCUAUGAGAAGAAGCCUGAUGUCCAAAACUUACAAAAUAAUUUGAGCCAUGCUUACAGAAGUACUGAACUAUUGGAUGACGUGUCACCCCCUGUACGGAGCAAAAAUCACCAUCAGCGCACCUAUGAGAAAGCCAGCAGACAUGCAGGCAAGGCCCCAGCUGUUCCCCAGAGAUGUCACUCAGUUCCUGCAGAAGCCUUGUCAUUUGCACAAAAUACAAACUGUUUUAGCAACCGAACAAUCAAACAAGAACCAAUUGAUUCCUUGACACACACAGAGUCCCUUUCUCGAUCACCUGCUCUCAAUGGCCUAAAUCCAAAUCUGAGCCCAUCUGAUUUAUCCAGGUUAUCUCAGAAUGGUGGUCCAGAGCAACAAUGGAGCCCUUAUAAAGUCAACCGAAAUCAGUCCCAACCUGAGAGAAAUAGUAAUGCUGAAAGCUUGUGGAACAUGUUUACGCCAAAUGACAGUGUCAGCAUGCUUAAUGCAAGAACCCAGAAUAAAUCAAAUUUGUUUGGUUCCCAUUCAAAUGUUAGCAGGUUAUCACAAUCCCACCUUAUGGAGAAGCAGUGGAAUUUGUUUCCAGGGGAGGGGCAGAAUCUGUCACCGAGCCCUGAUAUACUAGGGAAAUCAUGGAGCCCUUGCAAAGUUGAUGAAAGCCCAUCACUGUUUUCUGCCAAUUCAGACCUUCAGGAGAAAGCCUGGGGUCUUGGGCAAUUGAACUUCAGUUCCAUCAAGGGAAGCUCCAGGCUUCAAGAUGAGUUUUGGCAUGCUAGUAAAGUAGAUGAAAGGAGAACUCCGACACCAAACACAGGUCUACAGAGCAGAUCAUGGACUUCCUUUGCCUCAUUGCCCUCUACAACCUCAAGUGUUUGUGGGGAGAAGCCCCCGUGUGCUUCCUUGAAAGAAGAAGGAAGUACAUCAUUGCUGGGGGCUGAAAGACCCUGGGAUUCCUUUAGUUUGGAUGACAGCAUGGAAGAAACACCUGAGAAGAACAUCAAGGAGGAAGAGGAUGAUGAAGAAGAGGAAGAGGUCUGGUCAGACAGUGAACACAACUUUUUGGAUGAAAACAUUGGUGGGGUGGCAGUAGCUCCAGCCCACGGCUCCAUCCUCAUUGAGUGUGCAAGGCGAGAGCUGCAUGCCACCACCCCACUGAAGAAACCGAACCGAUGUCACCCCACACGCAUCUCUCUGGUAUUCUACCAGCACAAGAACUUGAACCAGCCCAAUCACGGACUUGCCCUUUGGGAAGCAAAAAUGAAACAGCUGGCAGAAAGGGCGAGGGCAAGGCAGGAGGAGGCAGCCAGGCUCGGCCUUCAGCAGGACAUCAAAAACCUUGGCAAGAAGAGGAAGUGGGGAGGCAACUUGGCCAUUGAGCCCCAACAUAAGGAGAAGAAAGACUUAGUCCCAAAGAGGCAGGCCUUGGCCAUUCCCACCAACUCGGCGGUCACUGUAUCCUCUUACGCUUAUACCAAGGUAACAGGACCGUACAACCGCUGGAUAUGAGAAGAUGACAGCUCUCCAGGGGCCACGUUACCUCAAUGCUGGCAGCACUGGAAUGCAGUGCUGGUCUGUGGUGCUUUUUCCUUUGGAGAGAAACAGAACAUCAAGCCAAGUGUAAAGUUUCUGUACUUUCACUUGGGAGUUGAGCUAAAGAAACUUAUUGCUGUCAACCUUUUUCAGUAAUCUAGUAUUUAUAUCUUUGCAUUUUAAAUCUGUACAUCACAGUAACGGCAAAAGAAAUUUAUAGUGUCCUUUUACAAAGGAUGGCUUUUUAAUUCCAUGUCCAAUACUUACGUAUAUUGGAUUUUUAACUGCAAUUAUUACAACUCUGAAGCAGAUUAUGUGAUUAACAAAAAAGACAACACCCCACAAUAAGUCAGGUACAAAUUUGCACCUGUUGGGGCUGAUAAAUAUCUUCCCUUGGAGACCACCCAGAAACAUGAAUUUCCAGUUCAAUCAAAGGACUGUUUGAAUAGGGUUCAGUGGUUGAUGCACGGUGGGGUUUCUUACUGAUUCAGUAGGUCCCAGUGGCUGGGAAGAUAUGGAAAGGAGGCACGUGCCGUUCCAGAUAAGCAACCAUUUCCUGCUCAGUUGUCUGAACAGUGUUUAAAACUGUUCAACUGACGUUGCCUUCUCUGCUUCAGAUCUCGGUUAGAUGAGCUGGACCCUCAUUAGUUUUCUACUAGACCCUGAACAGUAGCAUAAAUGGUGAACUUGAGCAGAAAAAAAGAAGGAAAACAGAGGACUAUGAGAUCUACCAGCAGAUACAUUUUGCUUUUGUAAAUUUCAAGGCAUGUUUUAUCUCUAUUAUCAGGUAAAAAAGAAAAAGAUCGUGAUUUACACCGCAAGCAGUAGUUUUACUGCUCCAUUUUAAAUCAUUUAUUCAGUGAGUCCAGUUUAAUUUGGAGGGAAAAAAUGUUUUUAAAAUGAAGUUCUGACAGAGAAGGGAAAAAAGGAAAUGGAAGUGGUAGGCAAGAAAGAUCAAGGGAAAACAAACUUAGGUAAAAUAACCUUUGGCAUCUUGAUUUCUUGCUCUUUAUUCUAUGAGAUGAAUGAAACUACAUAGUAAGGACAUAAGAUUUCUUUUUUCCUUUUGUUAGCAGUGCUAUUUAACUUAACUUUUAAGUUUGCAGUACUGUACAAUAUAACCAUGCUAAUUUCCUUGGGUGGGAAACUAGUUAUGCUUAUAAUAAUAGUGACAAGCAAUGCUAAUAAUAAAAUGGCAGCUUAAACUACUGUAUCUUUAAGAAACCACUCCACAAUACCUUCUAUGAGCAAAUAGACAACCUCUUUUUUUAUCAUCUCUGAUGCAGUUGGAUUAAAAGGGUGAGUUCUUAUUGUAUUUUCCAGUGGUGCAGGCUUACCAAAUUAAAAUAGUUCCCCUUGCAAAUAGUUAUCCUAAAAAUAUGAACAAACUUAUUGCAAGAUUUAUUUUACUUUGCCACCUUUGAGAGGAAAGGAGAAGUAAAUGUAUGUGGUAACUAAUACAGUACAGCAUAGCUGGUGCUUUGAAAACGUUGAAUCCAGUGUUUAAAACUGAUCUAUCCUCCUUAGUCUUCUCUUAAUAAGAUACCUGAUCCAUAUAGAUGGCUACAGAUCUCUGGAGCUAGACAUUCCCUGACUAAAGUGAUGGUGGAAGAGCCUCCUUCCUCAAUUAGAAUGGAAUUCAGUUCAGUCUGGUUUCAUCAUUUUGCUUAAAUGACAUACAAAUAGCUUUGGGCAUUUCAUUUGUUUUGUAUCAUAAUGAUAGAAGUAUAAAUGUUUUAAAUUGCCUGUCAUAAUUAGGUGGAUCUUUGUACGGUUUUUCUUCAAAUCAUUUGAAUUUCACCCUUUACUAGAAAAGUUCUGAGCUAAAGCAUGCAGAGCUAUUUUGGUUUUUCAAUGCUCCCACCAUAUCUGUGUGGGAAAUAUCCAUUGAACUCCAUGGAAAUUGGAGAUGGGAGCUCUCAGUCUUGGAGGUGGCAUCUUCAGAACAUUUCCACACCUUCAGAUUGGGUGGUGGCAAUCGAUAACUUUAAGAAUCUUGCCACCUUUUACUACGGGUCUUUCUGUAGAAAAAUGGAGAUCUCACUCCUUCACCAGAGUAGAUCCCCACUGGCUUUAAUAAGCCAACACGAGUGGUUUCUCAGUGGUGUAUAAGGCAGAAGAAUCAAACCUAUUAAAGAUCACCUUCUGAACUUAACCGGUGCCUUUUGAGAAAAGAUGGCUUGCAGAUCCAACUCUGUACAUAGCAUUUGUUUACUAGAAAACUUUCUCAGUCCUCGCGCCUGACAUCAGGAGCAUGGGAUCACUGUAGAGCAUCCUGCGUGUUUUAUGUGGUUCUGAUUUUAAACUGUAAAUAGCAAAAAAAAAAAAAAAUUUUUUUUUAAAAAAAGCACUUUCACCAAGAUUUAAAAGAAAGAGAUACCCAAUAACUUGAAGAACAGUAUGUUUUAAAACAGAUUAUUGCGGGAGAAAUGUAAAUAGAAACAAAAUAUUUAACAAGCUUUUCCGUCCUUAAUUUCUUUUGUUUACUGUAUUCUGUAAAAUUGCUUAUAUUUUGCAAGGAGAAUCAAUGGAUUAUAAUUGAUUUUGUAUGCAUACCUAUGAGCAUAUCAUAGCUGUUAGGAAUUAUUCCAAGGCAGAUUUAUAGGAAACGUUCUGAGUGUCAUAGGAUUACAUGGACACCAGCCACUAAUUUUCCAUUGGUGUCAAUCAGCCAGGUUUCAAGGCAUCUGCACUAGAGGCUCAGUUAAACCCAAAAUAAAAAUGUUGGUUAAUCAUCCUUUCUGAAUUGUAUCACUUUGGAGUGCAGGUGCAGGAACUGCAAUUUAAGAGCCGCUUUGUUUUAAAUUAAGAUGAUUGGCAGAAGGGGAAGUAAAGAGAAGAGGUUGCUUUCAAGCAGAGGAAAUGGACUGGCCCUUGCAGCCCGUAAUGGUUCCAUCUAGGAGGCCCAUCUGAACAACCAGUCACGAGACACAAUUUCUCUGCCUUGUUAGGCCAACUUCAUGCCUGUCUGUUGUUGGUAGUUGUGAGGUGGAUCUGUUAACUAGAAAAGAAUCUCUUCUACCCCAAUAUUUUGUAUGGGUUGUUUAAGCUUCUGUAAAUUCCUUGGUUUAGUGUCUCAUUUGGUAAAUGUUGCUGGGGUGACCUGAAAGCUUCACUUAGAUUAUUUUAGAGAAUAAGAAUUUGUAAAAAAAAAUAUGGAAAAGAAGGGGCUCCAAUACAUCUGACUUGCUGAAAUCAUGUUAGUUAUACCAACUUCUGUCUUUGGAAGUGUUCAGCCUUGAGGUUAUGAUUUUCUGAGCUGGAAAUGUCAUCCAUUGGAUCUUCCUCCAAAGGAAGGUUCCUUGUUCUGGGUCUUCAAAAACCAGGAACUAACUGGGGGUCAAGAGAUGUUGAGUUAGUAGUUCCCUAUUUGGUCCAGAUCAGUUUGUACAGAGAAAAGGAGAAAUGCUAAUGCAAAGAUCGGCUCCUCAGUUUGUUUUAUUUUCACGAAUAAUCAAAAGGACCAAAUUAUGUUCUUCUUCAAACUGGUGCAAGUCCAAAACAAGUUAAACUGGAAUCACUAGUUUUUACUGAAAUAGCAUAUCUUUUAAAGGCCUGAAUGACUGUGGUAGAAAUAUAAAGAAAUCUGGUCAUAAGUCAGUAUUGAAUCUAUAGAAUGUGAAUGCCAUCAAAAUCUGGCAUAUUCAUUAUUUACUGCAGUUCAAAAAUCACAAAGUAACAUGUACAAUACAAAUAACAAAUAACAACAAAAUACAGAAAACGGAGUUACCAUGGAUUUCAUGGUUGAUUAUACUUUUUCAUAUGCCUGAUUUAACAUAAAGAUGUUUUAAGUAAAAACAAGACUGAUCCCAGAUAAAUUUAUGUUUUUAAUACAAAAGGUUAGCUGCAGUCUGAGGUUGUUUUCAUGCUAUAUAUAAAGUCUACCUCAUAUCUCAGUUGGAAAAAAAGUUUGCUUCAUGUGAAAGAUCUAUGCACAGGAUUCUCUGCUGUAGCUUUGUGGAUAGAAGUUACAAAUUCUUUUCACUGGCUCUGUCAUUUUCUCCUGGUUUGUACAAUUCAGAAAAUUGCAUGACACAGUUUAUUUGUAUUUAGGAAGGGUAGAGGUAAAUGGCAUCUUAAGGCUCAAAGAUGUCCCAAUAGGGUGCUGCUGUGUGCUUCAACACACACACACAUACACAUACACACACACACACCAGUCUUGAGAUCUUAAAAUAGUUUCUAGGGAUGUCUAACUCAACUCACAAUGAGAUCUGUAGGACUAACGAUGCUAUUAAUUUCUUAAAGUAAGCUUGGUGAACAUCUGCCGGUUGGCACUUGUGACUGAAUAUCCUAAGCUGCAGGAAGUCAAGGUGCUAGGCACCACCUGGUCAUUGCAUUGUCUUCUCUAAAAACAUGAACAAAUGCUCCAAGCAUUGUCUUUUGAACUGAUGUGUCAAACGUAGAUAAACAUUCAUAAAUCAAGAGCAAAAUAAAUAUAAAAUUGAAAUGUAUUUGAGGAGGUGUAAUGAUGGAAAGAGGUUAUUAAGUGCCAUCAAGCUUAACCCUGGUGCUAUAGACAAAAACAAUCCAUAAUCCCUGGAAAAAUUCUUGAAAUGUUGAAUUGUGUUGCACUUGAAGACUUGGCUAGUUCUCAUUGACUUCUCUGGGAGGAGUUUGAGGUUGUUUGGCUAUAGGACAUAGUCUCUGCUUUGGGCACUUGCAUCUCUUUUGUCAAAUUGGGAGUUGUUCACGUCAGUCAUUGUUUAUGCACAAAACGUAGAAGGAUCAAGUGGCAGAUGAGCACUUGACAUUCCUUUACCAGUUUUCCGCUGGACAAAAAGUGGCUCUCUGCAAAACUUGUUACAAACUUUUAAUGGGUGUGUGUCUCCUUGUUGCUGCUCUGUGACAAGUAGGCAGCUAAGAAGCAUCAAAAGAAGACAUCGCAGCAUAUGUCUUUCUUGCUCAACAUGCCCCCCUUCCCCAUAUGCAGGGAUUCCAUUGCUCCCCCCCUCCCUGUCUGAGUGGGGAAGGCUAGAAGGCUCAGGCUUGCCUGGGCUGAGUUCCCACUCAACUAAAGGCAAAAGAGGAAGGAACAAAAAUAUUCUGAGAUAAUACAGCUAAUGGUGCAUAAUGCCAGAAUGUGCUUUGUAGCUCAUUCAAAGGCAUAUUUUUAAUCAGCUAAAAUCUUGUAAUGAAAAGGUGCUACCUUGAUGAGUUCUUUAAAAACAAGUUGCUUUUUAAGGUGAGGGAACAGAUUCCAUCUUGCUUAGGUGCUAUUAUCUAACCAGAGAAGUUACAAUUAACUAAAAACAGAAAGGUUGAGUAUUUUAAAUAUUUGUAGUUUCUAAAACCUCUCUUCUGGAUCUAAAAUACACAACUGCAUAAUCUGAUUUCAUUUACAUGUAUGUAGAUCCAGGACAGAUUUCUCUGGUUUGACAGCUCUGCACUCCUAGGGCUGGUUCUGAGAAUGUGUAUUUUUUACAAAAUUAACAUCGCUGGAAAGGGCUUUUGGGAUCAAGCCACAAAUUGUUUGAUACAAAUGGGUAAAUGAAAACCCAUUUCUUUAAAAUAAAGAAAAAAAGGUACUGCAAACUGUACUCACAGUUAACACUUGUGCCAAUUUAGCAAGUGUGCAUGGUGCAACAAUCCAUAUUACUGUAUAUUGGUAACUAUUAUGCAAAACUAUGGGUGCUUAAUUGAAGUUUUGAGGUCACUCCAAGAGAACAGCUAUUUGUAAAAGCAGUGCAGUUGUCAUCUUACUUGGCUUGCUUUUGCUUGCUUUCACUGUUAACAGCAAACACUUUAGGGCUGUCACCCCAGUGCUGCUUGCCUUACCCAAGGAAAAGUCCUUGUGGGACCAUAUUUACACCUCUGUGAACAUAUUUAUGGAGGUCAAUAUCAGUCAAGGGUCCAGCCUGUUAGCAGGCUAGGUUUGGGCAGGUGGUGUGAAUGUGGGUCUGAUCAUACAAGGUUGGCCAAUCUUUAGUCUAAUAAGUCAGCUUCAACCUGCUAUUAUGGCUUUGUGUAUUUACUAUUUGUAAGUAGAUGUGUCUAAAACUUUUACAAAAUACUAUUUUGGUGCUAUUUAUUUUUCAUUUCUUCAGUCUCUUUUUCACUUUGGUUCAUAGAAUUUGCUUAAAGUGUAGAGAACCAGGAUUUUCUCAUAUAAGCUUGCUGUUAUCACAAUACAUUCAAAAUACCUCAGAAAACAGAGUAUUGUGGCAACCUGUGAUUCAGUUAUAAAUAAUGGCAUGGCUGCAAAUAUUAGAAAUAAGGUUACGUAUUUUAUUAAUUCAACACUGUACUUGACAUCUUAGUAACUGUACUUUUGCAUUCUAUUCUUGGGCAAUUUCUCACUUUCAAUAUUAAUGAACUAUCUUGAGGAAUGAAUAUCCUAGAAGCAUUUAAGAGCUGGUGCAUUCUUGACAAUAUGCAGGGCCUUCCUGAAGUACCUCAUAGCAGAAUGUGACCAACACGAGAAAAUAGUUUUAGAAGUAACAUCUUAAAAAAAUAUGAUCAGUAAUAAAAUAGUUGUUUUAAUUAAAAAUAAAAAUUUGGCAUAAAGUUCUAUCUUUUUCUGCAAAAACAUUUUUCUUAUAAAAGUUUGUGGGGCAGGGUCAACAGGAUCCUGGUUUUAUUAUCAUGCACAAACAAAAAGACAUGACAUUUCAAAGCUACCAUCUGGUGAUUCCUGCGUGGCUGAUUAGUAAAAUCAAAGCAAGAUCAGGGCAGGAUGAUCAUGACAAAAUUUAACCUGAUGUGCAAAUGUUCGUUAGCAAAUAUAUCCAAUUGGAUUACAGCUUCAGUAAAAGAUACCUUUAAAUGAUACCAUUUUACACUUUUAAUAUCUGGAACAUUGUUUUCAAAAUGGCAAAAUGUAGCUGUUACAUUGAACAGCAAACUAAUCUUAUUGCUGUCCCUUUUAAAAGCAAUAAAUGCAUUGAGAGUUUUUGCAUGCAGAAAGAUUAUUAUUACAUCGUCAAAAGAGUUUUUUUUUUUAAAAAAAAAAUAUUUAUUCUUUGUCUUCUUGCCCAAGCAUAGUAAAGCAAACUGGCUAUGUUUUCUUCUGCUCCAGUAUCAGGGAUUUAUUGUUAUUUUACAAACAAUUUUUGGUUGCUUUUUCUCAUUUUAGCUCCCGCUUUUGGAGAUUUACUCCCUGCUAUUCAGUUUCUGGAAAUAUCUAUUUAGCUGGCUUUUGGCAUUUAUUUUUCAUUCAUAUCUGUCUUUUAAACACAUUUUAUAUCAGUCUUUUAAAUGUUUUUUUUUAACUUAAAACAAUGAGGAAAAGACCAGUUUAGAUUUGGCAGACUAAUUCAGUUUUGUUAACCGAAGGCUGUGACUACUCACGGUGUUUGAUUUCUUUCUUGUCUCCUUGAAUUCAUAUUGGGUGAACGAGACCUCCAGCGGAGGCCAACUGCGACCACACUUGAAGAUUUCUUUGUUGAUUUGACUGUGGCUACUUGAAAUGAAGUUUUAUCUGGGGUUGGUUGACAGACGGUAGAUUUACAAUGUCUCAAGGCAAUAGGACUUGUGUAUUAAACUGUAGAUAACCUUAGUACAGUAAGUCUAUGCUGAUAAUUUUAUUUUGUAUAAUUUCCUUGUAUUUUUUUCUUUCAUACUUUUCUCCCCAUCAAUGUCUUGGCAAAUUUAUUUCUAGGAUGCAAAAAAUGGCAAGUAUGAAACUUUCUUUUUUUUAAUUUGUAUUUUAUUAUGUUACACAGCCAACUGGUUUGUGAAAUGUAUUAUUCUGGAUAUCUUUAAACUAUUGUGGGUGUUUUAAUAAAUUUUAUAUUUAUUUUUUGCA
Molecule: messenger RNA, 14262 nt
Organism: Crotalus tigris (Tiger rattlesnake)
Lineage: Eukaryota; Metazoa; Chordata; Lepidosauria; Squamata; Viperidae
Gene: TET3
Product: tet methylcytosine dioxygenase 3
Exons: 10
Coding region: 639-6494 (1951 amino acids)
Biological process (GO): oxidative demethylation; positive regulation of transcription by RNA polymerase II
Cellular component (GO): nucleus
Molecular function (GO): DNA 5-methylcytosine dioxygenase activity
Source: RefSeq, a predicted model, not a curated record